Messenger RNA from Schizophyllum commune H4-8, 1471 nucleotides. RefSeq names its product NAD(P)-binding protein. Lineage: Eukaryota; Fungi; Basidiomycota; Agaricomycetes; Agaricales; Schizophyllaceae. The transcript has 3 exons. The coding region runs from base 420 to 1319 and encodes 299 amino acids. The record is from RefSeq and is a predicted model, not a curated record. Gene Ontology annotation, molecular function: oxidoreductase activity.
GCCGUCCUCAAUGUCCGACUCGUCCUGAGAUCUCGUCGAGCGCGACGAUCUAUAGAGCACCUGCGUCUCAUCUAGUGUGUCUGCCGCUGCUUGCUCAGUCUAAGCCAACAGAAGCGCUAUCUGCCCUCAACGAUCUCGCAGAGGUGCUCGCAUGAGAUUCUUGAGUAUGCUGACCUCGGGGUUCGUCGACAACGCUAUCGCUCAGAGAACGAGCGGGAAGCAGCUGUCACUUUGGCGCUAAGUCCGAUCUCGAUCCUUCCAAGUACUCACUUGGACAGGUCGUCGUCAGAGUGCGCGCCACAACGUCACCUCGGCCAUCGUCAGCGAUGACACCGCACCGUCCCCAAUCGAAUACAAAAGCCCUCCCCAUCCUCCCCCGCACCCAAUCAUCCAUCCCAUCCACAACCACAUUACACACCAUGUCCUCCCAAUACCAGAAAGGCCACCUCCCCGACCCCUCCCAGGAGCAAAAGCCGCCGGGCCACCAAUACAAGAUGGACCCUGCGCCCGCCUCCACCCAGCUGCCCACCGAGGACGGCGGGUACCAGACCUACCGCGCCGCGGGCAAGCUCGAGGGCAAGCGCGCUUUGAUUACAGGCGGCGACAGCGGCAUCGGGCGCGCGACCGCGCUGCUGUUUGCGAUGGAGGGCGCGGAUGUGUCGAUCGUGUAUCUGGCGGACGAGGAGCGCGACGCGCAGGAUACAAGGAAACAGGUGGAGGGGAAGGGGCGGAAGUGCGUGUGUAUACAGGCGGAUCUAACGCGGGCGGAGGAGUGUAGGAAGGCGGUGGAGGAGACGGUGAAGGAGCUGGGUGGGAUUGAGAUUCUGGUGAACAAUGCGGCGUACCAGAUGGUGCAGGACUCGAUUGAUCAGUUGAGCGAAGAGCAAUGGGAUCUCACCUUCAAGACCAACAUCUACGCGUACUACUACAUGGCAAAGUACGCCCUUCCGCACCUCCGCAAGACCAAAGGCGCGACCAUCAUCAAUAUGACCUCGGUCAACCACUACAUCGGCCGUGCCGACCUCCUCGACUACACCUCCACCAAGGGCGCCAUCGUCGCCUUCACGCGCGCGUUGUCGAACCAGGUCGUCGGCGACGGCAUCCGCGUGAACGCUAUUGCGCCAGGACCGGUGUGGACACCGCUUGUCGUGUCGACGAUGGGCAAGGAGAACCUCGAGCAGUUCAAUGCGACGCCGAUGGGGAGGCCUGGGCAGCCCACCGAAAUUGCGACGUGCUGCGUCUUCCUGGCCAGCCAGGACAGCAGCUUUAUCAGCGGCUCGACUCUGCAUCCGAACGGCGGGACGAUGGUCAACGGUUGAAGUCCGCAUAAACAUUGAACAUCCAAUUGUACAUGUAUUUCACUGUAACGCGUCUUCGGCUUCAGAGAUAGUCGACGUGGACAUGGCAAAAGAGACCAAAUAGACUCGCCCAACAAAAAGGACAACUUGCGUCCUUUGGGGAAUUUAAACCC